UAAUGUCAUUGGAUAUCAUGGAUGGCUAAGUAUACCUCCUUUUGCCUUCUGGGUUCCUCCUCUCAUAUGCUCGUACGGCCGGAACGUCCAUGUUCCCCCGGUAUACAAAGUGUUCCAUCUCCGCAGACUCGGGACCCUCCACCCGUUCAUGGAAGAUACAGGUAACCUGUGACUCCCUGGUGCUUGCGCAGUACCACACGGCACCACCGACCCGCUGCGGGCAGCCCUUCCCAGCUUUCAGUCCUCGGAAACCAACGAGCGGCGGCCACCCGCUACGCACAGCAUUCCGAAAACAAGUGUAACGACUCCAUCAUCCAGCUCGGCGGGAUCAUCGAAUAGUAAGUAAGCUGGCACAACGUAGUUCAAUUGUCAUCUGAU
Molecule: messenger RNA, 378 nt
Organism: Amorphotheca resinae ATCC 22711
Lineage: Eukaryota; Fungi; Ascomycota; Leotiomycetes; Helotiales; Amorphothecaceae
Exons: 1
Coding region: 90-302 (70 amino acids)
Source: RefSeq, a predicted model, not a curated record